Cooperia oncophora is the source of this 624-nucleotide messenger RNA. Lineage: Eukaryota; Metazoa; Nematoda; Chromadorea; Rhabditida; Trichostrongylidae. The record is from the annotation of a GenBank genome assembly.
AUGGGUGGUUUAUUCAGUAAGAAAACACCGCAUCCGCCAAAGAACUGCGAAAUUACGGAACAAGACCAGGCCAUCCUGCAACUGAAAACCCAGAGAGACAAAAUCAAGCAGUUUGUUCGACGAAAGGAAAAAUGCAUGGAGCGUGAAAGAGAGCUCGCUCGGCAGCUACUUAAGGAUGGGCGGAAGGAUCGGGCGCUCCUUCUGUUGAAAAAGAAACGAUACCAAGAGAAUGUUAUCGAAAGAACACUCAAGCAGUUGGACAAUAUAGACAGAAUGGUACACGAUUUGGAAUUUGCUGAUAUUCAACAGCGAGUAGUUGAAGGCCUUCGCCAAGGAAAUGACGCGCUCAAGAAGAUGAACGCUAUCUUUGACAUGGAUGAAAUCGAAAAACUAAUGGAGGAAACAAAGGAGGCCGCGGAGUUUCAAGAGGAAAUUUCUGCACUUCUUACUGGACAAUUGUCGACGACCGAUGUCGAAGAGGCGGAGCAUGAGUUGCAACAGUUAUUGGCUUCUCAAGCAACCGACAUUGUUCUACCAGAUGCUCCAGCUCAUGAGCUUCCUCACAGAGAAAGAGAGAAAGAAACUGCCGGUAAGAAACGGAAGGCAGUUGAAAUGGAAGUGUGA